AUGCUCCCCUUGUCGCUGCUGAAGACGGUCCAGAAUCACCCUGUGCUGGUGGAGCUGAAGAAUGCGGAGACGUACAACGCGCACCUGGUGAGCUGUGACAACUGGAUGAACAUCUACCUGCGGGAGAUCAUCUACACAUCCCGGGAUGGGGACAAGUUCUGGCGGAUGCCCGAGUGCUACGUCCGCGGCAUCACUAUCAAGUACCUGCACAUCCCUGAUGAGAUCAUCGAUAUGGCCAAGGACGAGGUGGUGGCCAAGGGCAGAGGAUUUAGAGAUGUUAACCAUCCUGUAGUACUGAUUACAGGUGAUGAUACUUUUACACUUGCAAAAAAUUUUUAA
This is a messenger RNA of Elephantulus edwardii (Cape elephant shrew), 339 nucleotides long. RefSeq names its product U6 snRNA-associated Sm-like protein LSm4-like. The record is from RefSeq and is a predicted model, not a curated record. Gene Ontology annotation, biological process: spliceosomal snRNP assembly; mRNA splicing, via spliceosome; P-body assembly. Gene Ontology annotation, cellular component: U6 snRNP; P-body; spliceosomal tri-snRNP complex. The transcript is spliced from 2 exons. Bases 1 to 339 code for a protein of 112 amino acids. Lineage: Eukaryota; Metazoa; Chordata; Mammalia; Macroscelidea; Macroscelididae. Gene Ontology annotation, molecular function: U6 snRNA binding.